This is a messenger RNA of Odontomachus brunneus, 1972 nucleotides long. Its product is annotated as cytochrome P450 6k1-like. The record is from RefSeq and is a predicted model, not a curated record. The coding region runs from base 449 to 1972 and encodes 507 amino acids. The transcript is spliced from 7 exons. Lineage: Eukaryota; Metazoa; Arthropoda; Insecta; Hymenoptera; Formicidae. Gene Ontology annotation, molecular function: oxidoreductase activity, acting on paired donors, with incorporation or reduction of molecular oxygen; heme binding; iron ion binding.
CGAGACCGGUAAUACAUAAUGUAAAUAUCCAACAAGAGAUUGGAUAUGAAAUCUGAUAAUGUUAAAUUUUGCGUAUAAAUAAGCGAGACGUAAAAACAGAUGGUUAGUUAUUUAAUUUUUCUGAUCCAAAAGAAAUACGAAACGUUCUCUGAUUUUUAUUCGUUUAACGCAGCAUAAUUUAUAUCUUUUGAAGAUAAUAAAGCGAAUAAAGAAAAAUCUCUCGCGUUUUGCAAAAGAUUUUAUACUUUGAAGCCGGAAACAGUGUUGGAAAUACCGAAAAGAUAUCAAAAUAUCAGGUGCAAAAUCUCAGUUGACUACGUACUACGUGCCUAUAUCGACUAGUCGAUAUCAGUAUAAAUUAAGGUGCCACCUCUUUGCGAAAUCAGUCGUACAAGUGCGCUUGAAGCAAAUAGACGGCUUAACGAAAGUGUAAACAAUUCUUCCUACGAUGGAGACGGUAGAGUCGACGAGCUGUUCCUUAAUUUACUGCACGACGGCAUUAGCGAUAUUCAUCGGCCUCUUCUAUGCAUAUGCCAAAUACAAGUUGUCUUACUGGAGCAGACGCGGAGUCAAAACUCCUCCCACGCACUUGAUCUUCGGUAACUUUAAAGACUCGCUUCUUUUCAAAAAAUCGCCCGCGGAAAUGAUGCGCGAAAUCUACGACAGUGCCGAUCCAGACGAUCCUUACAUCGGCUUUUACAUCUUUCACAAACCCAUGCUACUUUUGCGGGAUCAUGAUCUCAUCAAGCAGAUGAUGGCUAGACACUUCGAUAUUUUCCCGAAUCGACGAUUCGGUUCGUCAACUGGCACGGACAUAAUGGGUUUGCGUAAUCUCCUCGCUAUUAGAUCCCAGCCAAUUUGGAAAUAUUUGAGGGCCAAAUUAACUCCAGCUUUAACCGGACAGAGGUUGAAGGCCAUGAUGCCGCUAAUAAUGCAGUGCACGGAACCUUUGUUGACAUAUGUCGAUGGAUUACCAACAGAUAAGAAUGGUUGGAUGGAGCCUCAAGACAUGCUAGAAAUUUCAUCCCGUUAUAUCAAUAAUGUUCUCGCCUCUGUGAUAUAUGGUAUCGACGUGAAUUCAUUUGACGUUAACGAUAGCGGCUUUUUUGAAGCAGCUCUAAAAAUGUUCAGAGGUUUUAAACGUGCCAUGGUGACUAUCAUUUAUUUCUUUAUUCCUACACUGAUUCCUUUAAUCAAGCCGUUCUCUACAUGGCCUAUAAAUUAUUUCCGCAAAUGUUUUAAGGCGAGUAUGAAGUAUAGAGAACAAACAGGAAAUAAGAGAGGAGAUUUUGUAGACUUUCUGAUAAUGCUCAAGAAUGGAGAACAGAAUCCUCUGUUCAAAUUCGAAAGGGAGAACUUGCUGGCGCAAGCAGCUGCUUUUCACAUUGCUGGAUUCGAAUCGACUGGGACCUCGACUGCGUGGGCUAUUUACGAAUUGGCGCAUCAUCCGGAGUAUCAAAACACUUUGUACGAGGAAAUAAAGAAGUAUCUAUCAGGGAAAGAAAUAACUAUGGAAUUAAUUAACGAAAUGCCUUUCUUGGAUUGCGUUGUAAACGAAGCGUUGAGGUUGCAUCCUCCUAUACCAGUCGUCGACAGGAUAGCUGAAAAGGACUUUGAGGUGCCAGAGACUGGGUUAGUGAUUGAAAAAGGUGUUUCAAUAUAUGUAUCUGUAAAUGCAAUGUAUCAAGAUUCUAGAUACUUCAAUGAUUCGUGCAAUUUUGUUCCAUUGAGAGAGACAGAAAACAAGAAAUUCUACGAAUCACUGACAUUUGGUAUUGGACCACGAUCAUGUAUAGGACAAAGGCUGGCCUCAUUAUUGGCGAAAAUUACAUUAAUCAAUUUUGUCUUGAAUUACGAAAUAAGUUUAUCACAUAAAAAUGAGGAAAGUAAAAACGAAACCAGUAAAAUAAGCGUUCAUGUAUUUAAAUACGCGGUUGAUGGUCUCAAUGUGAGAUUCAAGAAACGUGAAUAA